Molecule: messenger RNA, 6802 nt
Organism: Talaromyces proteolyticus
Lineage: Eukaryota; Fungi; Ascomycota; Eurotiomycetes; Eurotiales; Trichocomaceae
Product: putative fatty acid synthase beta subunit
Exons: 4
Coding region: 254-6535 (2093 amino acids)
Biological process (GO): long-chain fatty acid biosynthetic process
Cellular component (GO): fatty acid synthase complex
Molecular function (GO): [acyl-carrier-protein] S-acetyltransferase activity; fatty acid synthase activity; enoyl-[acyl-carrier-protein] reductase (NADH) activity
Source: RefSeq, a predicted model, not a curated record
GUACGAAAUAUUGCUCAUAACUCACCCACCAUUAACCUCCGCUCCAUUUGAAUCUUGAUUAACUUUUCAUCCGACAUUCUAUUACGUGAAGUUCUGACCUCACAAAUUGUUUUCAGGAGUCUAGACACCGGAAUGAAAUCGUCCAGUGAAAUUUGUGCAAGGGAAGCGAGGGAAUAACAAAUUCUCUCUUCUCAUUUUUACACCCCUUCUCCCUCCUAUUUUCUCCGCCUUCCUUUCUCCCCCUUGAUCCACGAUGAGUACGUUCAGAGAUCUCGGUCCUGGCUUGAAUGGUCUAUUGCUCGACAUGGCACACGUCAAGCAUACACCGUCCUCCUCGGCACUCUCGGAUUAUACAUGGACAUCGAGCGUCGAUGGAAUGGGAAGUCCAGACCUACAGGGUCUCAUGGCUGAUACCCCCAUGACUGAAUUCGACGAUCGUUUUUACGGUGCACGAAUCAACCAGAGCGCUAGAAACUCCAAGAAUGAUGCUAAUCUUGCUGCCGUUCUAAAGAAGGCAAGCUCUCCAGACAUCGACCUCGUGUCCAGGGUCGAGGCAUUGUCGUCUUAUAUGCAGCGGACAUUGAACCAAGGCCACCCGUCGGACAAUUGGUAUUCACUCAGAAAAUGCAUUGAACAUUUCAAUCAAUUUAUUCUCUGCCAAGAAGAUAUCCAUGCUCUCUUAGCCUCUCUUGAGCUUGACCGCGAGAGAAAGCUCGAAAUUCUGCACGCAUACUACUCUGUGAGCUCCAUGGUCGACUGGACUCCUGGCCCUGUUGGCAGUGCACUUCUCGGAGAAGCGUCUGCUAAACGGGCGAAAAUAAUUUGUGUCUUUGGUGGCCAAGGUGUUGAGAGCUAUCUUAGAGAGUUACGGGAAACAUACGACACCUAUCAACCUCUAGUACAAACUUUUAUUACACACCUCUCAGACCACUUGCAGAUGCUUGCAUCCGAUAUUCGCACCAAGUCAUUGUACCCCCAUGGCCUUGACGUGCAAUCAUGGUUAGAGAAGCCAGACACAACGCCAGAUUUCGAUUACAUAAUGUCGGCGCCCGUCAGUAUGCCUUUGAUUGGCCUGACACAAAUAGUUCAUUACUUCAUUGCAUGCAAAGUAUUCAGUAUGUCGCCAGGCGAUCUCCGACAACACUUCAUAGGAGCCGCAGGUCACUCCCAGGGCAUAGCUGUUGCGGCUCUUCUUAGCACAGCAUCUACUUGGGGGUCACUAGAUACUGCGGCUCGGGCUGCUCUAACCGUCCUGUUCUGGAUUGGCUUCCGGUCUCAACAGUAUUUCCCUCAGAGCUCAACCCCUCCAGGUUCAGCAGGUGAGGAUACGGAUAAGAUCUCACCGAUGCUGAGCAUCAAGGGUUUGGCUAAGAAGCAAGUGGAAAGACUUAUAAAUGAACUCAAUGCCUACCUUCCAUCUUCUCAACAGAUGCAUCUUGCUUUGGUAAAUAGCUCUCGUCAUAUUGUUGUCGGUGGUCGACCGCUUUCACUUUAUGCACUUAAAAAGGCACUCGCUUCAUCAUAUCCCAGUGCCACCGAUCAACAGGUCACCCGAGUACCUUUCAGCCAGAGGAAACCAGUUGUAAACACCCGAUUUCUGGCAUGCAGCGUCCCAUUCCAUACCCCUCUUCUCGAAGGAGCUGAGAAGCAGAUCCAAGAAGAUGUUAGCCGCCUCAUUUUUAAGGGUAGUGACAUUCCAUUCCCUAUCUUCCGCACAGAUAACCAUGCCGAUCUGCGCCACUCUGAAAACCUCAUUCCGGCGCUCGUUCGGAUGAUCACUCUCGAGACAGUCAACUGGGAAGGCAGUCUUGAUUUCCCGACCAUUACCCAUGUGGUCGACUUUGGGCCCGGUAGAGAGUCCGGCAUGGGAGCAUUUGUGAAUACUCUCAAGGCUGGUACUGGGGUGCGGACCAUAAUUCCAAAUGUCCUUCAAGGUCCCAGCAAGGUUUUGGGGUAUGCAUCUGAAUUUUACUCUCGCAAGAAAGAUGUUUUGUACACCCAGAACUGGAAAGAUCAGUUUGCACCCCGGCUUAUUCGUACCGCUAAUGGCACAACUACGGUCGACACAAAAUUCAGCCGGCUACUUGGCCUACCUCCUGUCAUGGUUGCUGGCAUGACGCCGACAACCUCGUCAUGGGAUUUUGUAGCCGCUGUAAUGAACGCGGGAUUUCAUAUUGAAUUUGCUGCUGGUGGUCAUCAUAAUGCCGCAAGUAUGAAAGAUGCACUCAUGAAGCUUGUUGAGAAAAUCCCGGCAGGACGAGGGAUUACAUGCAACAUCAUUUAUGCUAAUCCUCGAGCCAUGGGAUGGCAGAUCCCACUGCUAGCCGAGUUGCGCAAAUCCGGUAUACCAAUCGAAAGUCUGACGAUUGGAGCAGGUGUUCCUUCAAUUGACAUUGCCAAUGGCUACAUCAAGGAUCUUGGUUUGAAGUACAUUUCCUUUAAACCAGGUUCUAAAGAUGCGAUUGAUGGUGUUUUACAAAUUGCAGGCGCGAACCCUAGUUUUCCAAUUAUUCUCCAAUGGACUGGAGGACGUGGCGGUGGCCACCAUUCCUUUGAGGACUUCCACGAGCCUAUUGUUGAGAAGUAUAAGCAAAUCAGAUCACAUCAGAAUAUCGUUCUAGUGGCUGGAAGCGGCUUUGGAGGACCGGAUGAUACAUACCCGUACCUUACAGGCUCUUGGGCCACGAAGCUAGGUUAUCCCGCUAUGCCAUUUGAUGGUAUUCUCUUGGGAAGUCGGGUGAUGGCUUCGAAAGAGGCUCACACUAGCCCUGCUGCAAAGCAAGCUAUAGUCGAAGCCCUUGGAGUAGACGAUGCUGACUGGGAGGGUACAUAUAAACGCCCCACUGGUGGUAUUGUUACAGUGAAGUCAGAAAUGGGAGAGCCUAUCCACAAGAUAGCAACGAGAGGCGUGUUGCUUUGGUCGGAGCUUGACCAAAAAGUCUUUUCUCUUCCCGCCACAAAGCAACUUCAGGAAUUGGAGAAGCAGAAAGACUACAUCAUCUCGCGAUUGAACAAAGACUUCCAGAAGGUCUGGUUCGGCAAGAGUGCGACCGGCGAGCCUGUUGACAUUAAUGAAAUGACAUAUGCACAAGUCCUACGGAGAAUAGUUGAUAUUCUGUAUGUCAAGAACAACAACAAUAGCGGUACAUGGAUUGAUCCAUCGUACAAAAAGUUCUUUGGCGACGUCGUUCGAUGUGUUGAGGAGACUUUAGGCUCACGAACCCGGAAAGAUGCGUACCUUCAAACCGCUUUCCAGCUCGAUGGUGCAUUCGAUUUCUUGAAUGGAUUCUUUGCUUUGUAUCCAGAGGCUGAGAAAGACGUCAUCACUGCUCAUGACACGAAUGCUUUCACACACCUCUACGGUCGUCCUGGGCAAAAACCCCUUCCAUUCAUCAUUGCACUCGACAACACAUUUGAGUACUGGUUCAAAAAGGACUCGUUGUGGCAGUCGGAAAACCUUGAAGCAGUUUUCGAGCAAGACGUUGGCCGAGUGUGUAUCUUACAUGGUCCUGUUGCUGCCCAGUAUACUAAGGUGAUCGAUGAACCUGCAGGAGAAAUUCUAGGCAACAUGCACGAGUCAUAUGUCCAGCGUAUCCUGAAGGAUCGCUAUGCCGAGAAACACUCGAAUGUUCCUGAGGUUUCUUAUCUUUAUCGCAAUUCCAUGGCCCUUCCCGCUGAUAAAGAGAACUUGCCUGGCGUCUUCAUGCAGCGUUGUGAUGAGCCUCCUAUGCUCAUAUUCCGACUGGAUGAUUCUAGCAAUACCCUACCAGAGCCCGAACAGUGGACAAGUCUUCUCGGAGGGGAUCAGCCUUCAUGGCGUCAAGCUCUACUCACCCUCGACGAUGUGGUGCAAGGAAAGAUGCAAGUGCCGAACCCAGUCAAGCGAAUGUGCGCACCCCGCCCUGGGCUGAGUGUCCAAAUUAUCAAGCCAGAAAACCCAAAGGAAACAUCGAUUAUUCUCAAGCAAAAGUCUCGUGCUGCCGACUGUGAUACUGCUUGGGUAGAAAUAAAACUGGUUUCUCCUCAGGAAAUAAUGGUGACACUAUUGGAACCUCAUGUUCCAUGGCGGAAGUCCGAAGCUCUUACUUUCAACUUUGCCUAUAAAAUUGGAUCUGGUGUUAAUCCAAUUCAAGAGAUUACCCAGGAUCGUGAGUCACGAAUCAUGGAGUUCUACCGCCGUAUCUGGAUUGGCGAAGAAGGGUCCCAGCCCAAAAAGGCUGCUGAGAAGACAAGACAUCGCUUUAUGGCUACGCGGAAGAAUAUCAUUGAUUUCAAUCAAUCCAUCGAGAACAAGAAUGCUGCGUAUCAAUGGAAAACAGAUAUGCCUCUUCUAGCCCCUCUUGACUUUUCAAUUGUUAUUGCCUGGAAGUCUCUGAUGGGCUGUCUUUUCUCAAAUUCCAUUGGGGGAGACUUCUUGAAGCUGCUUCACUUAAGUAACAAGUUCGAAGUUCUCAACAAUGCAACUUCUGUUCGUGAGGGAGACGUUCUCUACACUACAUCAGAGAUCAAGUCUAUAAAAAUAAAGAAAGAUUCGGGAAAGCUUGUCGAAGCACAUGCGACUAUUCACCGUGAUCAGAAACCAAUCAUUGUAGUGAAGAGCGAAUUUAUAAUCCAAGGCUCCUUUGAAGACUACGAAAACACAUUCGAAGUCAUAGAGGAGCAGCCCUAUCAGAUUCGACUUGGAACCUUGAAGGAUGUUGCCGUGCUCAAAUCGCGCAAAUGGAUCAGACUCUACCCGGGCCUUGACCUGAGGCAAUAUAUUGGAAGAAAUCUUGUCUUCCGCCUCCAAAGUCGUUACACAUUCAAAGACAGUGUCUCUCUCGGCCGUAUUGAGACAACUGGAGAGAUAAGGGCAGCUCUGGACACCUCCGAAGCGGUUAUUGGAUCAGUGCAUUUAAAUACCUCCGCAUAUGCUACGAACCCAGUUAUCAGCUACUUGAGCCGGCAUAGCACUGAGACCGAAAGCGUUAGCCAUUUACCUGCGCCUAUCGCCUUGUGUCCAGAACUUAGCAUCCGGGCUCCAGAAUUGAGCGAUCAAUAUGCCCGCGCAUCGGGUGACUACAACCCAAUUCAUGUAUCACAGGCAUUUGCUCUUUAUGCAGGCCAUGACGGCAAGGUCAUUCAUGGAAUGUACACGAGUGGCGUCGUCCGUGGACUUGUAGAACUGCACAUCGCAGAAAACGAGCCAGAACGUAUUCGCUCCUGGUCCACGUCAUUCAAGUCAAAAGUGAGCCCAGGUGAUAUACUUAAGGUCUCCAUCAACCAGACGGGUAUGCAUGAUGGCCACCUAAUGGUUUCAGUCACCGCUCGCAAUGCUGAGACUGGGGUUGAGGUUAUCAGUGCCACGGCAAAUAUCCUGCAGAAGCGUACCGCCUAUGUCUUUACUGGGCAAGGGAGCCAGGUUCCAGGUAUGGGUAUGGAAUUGUACGAAAAUAGUGAAGAGGCGCGGAAUGUUUGGGACACAGCCGAUCGCCACUUCCAGGAUACAUACGGAUUCUCUAUCAUGGACAUCGUCCGCAGGAAUCCGAAAGAACUGACUGUUUUCUUCGGAGGACGUCGCGGCCGUGCGAUUCGCGAGAAUUACUUGUCUCUUACGUUGGAUGUUUCCGACGGCCAUGGAAAUUUAUCGACUGUGAAGGCUUUCCCGGAGAUCACGAUCUCCUCUCGGUCUUAUACAUACAAGUCCGAAGGGGGGUUACUACAUGAGACAAUGUUCACGCAGCCCGCUAUGGCUGUGUUAGAGCUUGCUCGAUUCCAAGAUAUGCAGGCUCGUGGCAUUAUUGAUCGCAGCUGUUGCUUUGCUGGUCAUUCUUUAGGUGAGUUCAUGGCACUAGCAAGUCUCGGAAAGAUCUUCAAAGUAGAGGAACUGGCAACUUUGGUGUUCUACCGCGGUCUUGCUAUGCAGAAAGCUGUUUCGCAGAGUGGUGAGCAGGUGCCCAUUGAAUAUUCUAUGUGCGCGGCAAACCCAACUCGGAUUUCACCAGAUUUCCGAGAAAAGGAUCUGCGACUAGUGGUCUCCGCUGUUGCAAGAGAGACUGGCGGUCUCUGUGAAAUUGUUAACCUUAACGUCGAGAACAUGCAGUAUGUCUGCGCGGGAGAGGUCCGCUGUUUGGACGUCCUCGCUGGUGUAUUGGAUUAUCUAGUCUCUCACCGAAUUCCUCUAGACACUAGUGCGACAGGAACACCUGCAGAGCUGAAAAACGUUGUUCAAUCUGCCCUGGCAAAAACAAUGGCCAAGUCCUUACCGCUCAUCCUUGAGCGUAGUAAAGCCACCAUCCCGCUCAAGGUAAACGUACCGUUUCAUAGCAGUCUUCUGAGAUCGGGCGUCGGCUCUUUCAGACGACUACUAGAGCGGUCGAUACCUCCACAUAUGGUUCAGCCUGAACUGCUUAUUGGGAAAUACAUUCCCAAUCUAACUGCAAGACCGUUCGAGCUAUCUAAAGCAUACUGCUCCGAUAUCCUAGCCCUUACGGAAAGUCCACGAGUGAAAGAGAUGUUGGAUAAUUGGGACAGAUAUACCGGUGUAGCGGCUUAACUUGGUGAAUACAUUUAAAUAAAAUGGAAGUGGAAGCCGACAAGCAAAAUCGUGGAUGAUGACAGAGUUUAAGUGCAUUUCGUCUCUCACUCGCUAAAAUUUCUGUCUCUUUUCUUUCUCCUUGCUUUCUCUAAGUCUUGCAAUUUUUUAUUUCAGAGCAUUGAAGCAGUCUUUAGAGUUGCUAUUUUGUUAUCCUACCAUAGUUUUGUAUAUUUUCAUGCAUAUUAUUGUUUCUUGCACAUGAGUCUUCGUAGUUGUACUUUCUGG